AUGACAUCCACGACUGCCACGACAACUACGACGCCCAUAAAUGCCACAAUUAAUAACAACGACUACAAAAACCACGACACCGAAGACAUCUAUGACAGCAACGAUAAUAACCACAAUCACGACACCCACGACACCGACUACAACCACGGGCUGAUCUGCUCUGAGGGAGAUGACUGGAGGGAGCACCGCAAGUUCGUCCUGGGGUUCAUGAGGGACCACGGGAUGCGGACAGCUGCCACUAGGGGGGUCAUGGAGCCGAAGAUCCACGCUGUCGCUGACCUCCUCAUUCAGGAAUUGAAAGAAACUCAAGGAGCAGCUGUGAACAUCUCAGGUAAGCUGCUGCACCACGUAGGCAACACCAUGAACCAGCUCAUCUUUGGCCUCACCUACCUGGAGGAGGAUCCCAAAUGGAGGUGGUUGAGACAUCUUCUGGAGGAGGGGACUAAGCUCGUAGGUGUUGCAGGACCCCUCAAUUUCCUCCCAUGGCUUAGGUUUCUGCCGAGGUAUCAACGAGUGAUCAAGUUUAUCACAGAGAACCAGAGUAAGACCCACCAGGAGUACCAGAAGAUUAUUGAUCUCCACGAAGAGGCAAGUUUAGUCACUUCCUGCGACGACCCAGUGGACGGUGGGGCGGAGGAGAACGUUACUGAGACAACGGUUGGAGGACACGAGGCUAACACACACCAGCUUACAGAAGGUGACGGAGGAACAGCGUCGUCACCACAGCUCCCACAGCACAUUAUUGGCGCCUACGUCAAGGAACGGCGGCUGAGGGGGACGGAUAUGGGCUCCUUCACCUACGAGCAGCUGCAUCACGUGGCUGCUGACCUCUUCGGUGCUGGUUCAGAGACUACCAUCACCACCCUCAAGUGGCACCUGCUCAACAUGGCUCUCUUCCCCGAGGCUCAGUUCAAAAUGGUGUCACAUUCUGAGACGAAGGUCAAGGCUGAAAUCUGA
This is a messenger RNA of Homarus americanus (American lobster), 957 nucleotides long. RefSeq names its product cytochrome P450 306a1-like. Bases 1 to 957 code for a protein of 318 amino acids. The transcript has 6 exons. Gene Ontology annotation, biological process: xenobiotic metabolic process. The record is from RefSeq and is a predicted model, not a curated record. Lineage: Eukaryota; Metazoa; Arthropoda; Malacostraca; Decapoda; Nephropidae. Gene Ontology annotation, molecular function: iron ion binding; oxidoreductase activity, acting on paired donors, with incorporation or reduction of molecular oxygen, reduced flavin or flavoprotein as one donor, and incorporation of one atom of oxygen; heme binding. Gene Ontology annotation, cellular component: cytoplasm; intracellular membrane-bounded organelle.